CGGGCGAGAUUCUGAUGGUACGGCCUUCUAAAAACUUAUCGGUAUUUGUUAGUGGACACUUGGGGCCUGCGAUAUCUAUGGAUGUACCUACCCGGGGGGAUUUACUUGAGGUGGACCCCUAGUUGCGUUAGUUGUGGGCCUGGUUAGAAGGCAGGUGCCUGAAGUAACAGCCCGUUGAACCUUAACGGAACUUAGAGUCAGUCUUAAGACAGAAUAUGGUCUUAUAAAUACUCGUUACCAAACUCUAAAGCACGUAAUUCAUAAAAAAAUACAAACCACUUGACGAUAUCGCGAUUCAAACCUUACAACAUACCAAAAGAGUGUUCGUAUGCGUUCGUACCGAAUAUGUAUUGGUUAAUUCCAGUGUUUCGGAGCUCCUAAAUGACCUAACUAUUGCCAUAUCUGAUUGGAAGCGAUCGAUUGGAAGUGCUACUACACAGAUCCCACUCCGGCCGGCUCGGAGCCAUUGGCCGAACUUGGUUCCUCCAAGGCCAUGGCAUCGCCAGGCGCAACCGCCGUUCCAGCACCUACGGCGUUCGAUAAUUCAAGUGUCUGGCACAAUAUAACAUCUUGGACCGUUCAACAUCUUAGGUAUUCCGUUAAUAACGUCUCGAGAUACGCGCCGUCGCUCGAAGAUCUGAUUCUAGCUGGACCUAGGAUGCUGACCAAGCUGGGCAUCCUGUCAUUCCCCGAUGCUGUUGAUGGCUUUGGACAACGAGUAAUAGCUGAUCCGACUGCUUCUGAUUAUUUCCUCAGUACGACGACAUCGACGAUGGCAUCCGAAAUGCUUACCCAGGUUUCCGAGGCCGCCGCGAAUGCCGCGAACGUAUUGGAAAAUGAAGACCAAGACCCCGCGGCGUUGGUCUCCAAAUUCUCGACCGACGGAGCUAAGGGCUUAGGAAGUGUAUUUAGCUACGCGACAAGUAAAUGGGCGCUUUGUUGUAUUGCUAUGGCUAUCAUCCUCAACCGUACACACAUAUUCGCGGCCUCACGAAGAAGACUAUACCUGACAUGGCCCGUGCGAUUAUUUCUACGCUUCCUUCCGAUCCUUUUGUUCGCGUUCCAAGCGCGACAACUCCUACAAUCCAUCCAAUGCCAAACCUCGCCCGACUUCGCCGAAUUGCGCUGGGGUAAUGCUAGCAAAACAUCCGAUCUCAUGUUCGCCCAACCAUCCGGGUACCUGCAUGGGCUAAGCACUGUGUUACUCAUGGGCGCCACCGAUUACGAUAGCUGCCGCGCGAUCGAAAUGAUACCACCAAGCAACCACGAUUAUUCAAACGAACUACGCGGUUCCUUAUCACAACUAUGGCCCCUUUUCGGGACAUUAUGUUUAAGCCAUUUUCUGGAGACAAUUUCAUGCGCAGUACAAGGACGUCAAGUGGCGGUUGAAACUGGAAUGACACUAUUUGAGCAUUCAUUAGCGUUCGCUGAAGCCGACGCUGCCAUUAGCAACCAGCUCGGCUGGGGCUUGUUUUCUAGUGGCAGUACCACUAACGUGACAUAUCAACAUGCUUCAGGUAGCAAUAUCGCCGUCUCCAGAUCCAUGAUUCUGAAGCGAGUGAAUACUCCUCCCGAAGUAUUACUGGUGGCCUUCCUUUCUGCUAUGAGUCACAUUACCAGCCAUGUCCUGGGAGUAUUCAACUUGCAGAGCAAAUUUCGACUGAUUAGUACGGGCUUCUGGGCUAUGUGUUUUAUGGGAAGCAUUGUGAUAGAAGCUCUUGACUUUUCACUCGAGAGUCCAACGAAUGUCGGCCUAUUUAGGUUUCCUACUGUCUGCAUCAUAGGUUUCAUCCCUCACCUCUUGGUAUUCGCCGGCACCCUUGUGUGUUUCGCGAUAUACGCUAUUGCUUUAGUCUUGUCCGCAUUGGAACCUCCGGAUGGAUGGAACGCUUCCGGCCGACAACUAUCAUUCCGAGAACGAUUAGCAUUGGCGCAUGAAAACAUGCAAGCCAACAUCUCACUUUCCGAUAUCCGUAUAUCGCGAGAAAUGGAUUUUUAUACGGCCUUGCUAAGGACCGGGUUCGGGGUGAUUACAAUGGCAAGUGAAGCCGUCUAUUUGAAUGAAGAUCGGGGCAUCAAUGUGAAAAAUCGCACAUGGCUUGAAGAAGAGAGACUUAGGGAGCUUGAAUCUCUACGAAUGCAAUGGGCUGGUUCUGGACUUGGUGUUUCCCGCUACGAUUCCGGAGGAGCUAUAGGGUUAAUACCUAUAAAGGACGGGCAGCUCGGGGCGUCGAGCGGGUACGCAAGAGAACGAGCAGCGCAGAAAAUACCUAAGACGCGCAUAGGGGAGAAGCGAGCUCGAGAUGGCGUUGGAGCUACGGAGCGCAGCUCCCGUUGGCUUCUGGCCUUGGAGUUUAUCAUGAAUAUUAACAAGCUCCUACUGAGAUGGGGUGCUGUGCUUGCUCUAAAGACACUUGCGCGUGUCGGGGUAAGAACCCAGCCUCGAGUUCUGCUUUGGCUCUCUCGCUGGCCCAAGCAGGACAAGAAAGACGAGAAGCAGUCUCCCACCGAAAGGCGAUCCUUAUUACCCGGCCGAGGUGGUAGGGGUACCAGACUCUAUUACGAGGAAACCGCUGAUGUGGAAGCUGAGGUGCGAAGACGCCUUAAGAGAUCUCCUGAUACCGCCAAUCUACCAGAUGAAGAAAUAGAUUCGAGGUUAUACACCUCGUGGAAAAAAGGCGAUCUAUGGGGAAAUGUUGACACGAGUGGAGAUUGGGAGCCGCGUGAAGACGACGAUAACUGGGAUACGACCAGCAUGAUCCAUAGUGUCAUUGGAGAUGGCGACGAUGAGCAAAGCCAGUGGAUUGAUGAAGAUGACUUUGACGACGGCCAGAGAACACCUACGCAAGCCUCGCGACAGGUUGCGAUGUCACGGGAAGCGACUCCUUUCGAUCAACCCUUGGCUAUGGAUGACCUAGCGAGGUUACUACACCCCACGAGUCCCGAAGAGCGCCGGGAAGCACAUGCACUCGCUGCCCAUCUCACGAGCGACCGCAUUAUCACACGGUCCCAGUAUGCGCGAAUGCAGCAAAACCAACGUGGGCGCCUCUUAUUACCGGGCCAGCCCGGCAGAGGUAAGCUCUCGGAUGAAGAAGAGGCCGAUCUCCUUGAGGACCUGAUCGUUACGCGGCGUACCGAAGCAGCCCGCGCGCAGAACCUUGCUGAUGAUAACGAAGAUGACGGACGGGAUGGACCGCAAUGUGUCGUAUGCCAUUCGGCUCCUCGCAAAGUCAUCGUAUGGCCUUGUCGCUGUCUAAGUUUAUGCGACGAGUGCCGUGUUACGCUAGCUAUGAACAACUUCGACAAGUGCGUCUGCUGUCGCAGAGAAGUGGUUAGCUUCAGUCGCAUCUAUGUACCUUGAUCGAUGUUACCAACCGCAUCACCCCCCAUCCCCAUCCCCCUUUUCACUGUACACACUUCAACUGUGUUUAUUCUACACGUGGGGGACUACUCCUUUUUUGCUUUCACCGGCAUCUGUCAUCCGUUAGCACUGAUGAGCAUUCUUUGCGCAUAAGAUGAAACGAACGAGAUGAGACGAGGAGAGUUGAUACAUUAGUACUGGCGUUGGAGGAGCAUGUUUUUAUUUGAUGUUUUUGUUUUGCAAUUGCGUGUUAGCGCUCAAAUCACACAUCCUGCGUGGCAUUCGUCUCUG
Molecule: messenger RNA, 3652 nt
Organism: Hypoxylon trugodes
Lineage: Eukaryota; Fungi; Ascomycota; Sordariomycetes; Xylariales; Hypoxylaceae
Exons: 2
Coding region: 494-3361 (955 amino acids)
Biological process (GO): protein ubiquitination; ubiquitin-dependent protein catabolic process
Molecular function (GO): ubiquitin protein ligase activity
Source: RefSeq, a predicted model, not a curated record